AUGAAAUCUAUACUUAUUCCUACUUCACACUUUUGUUUCAUUCCAGCGCCACUACGUGCAAGUUUGACUGAUAUCCGUCCAAAUACAAAAUGGAUACAGAAUGGUCUCACUGUCGCUGGAGGAAAUGGACCAGGCAGUAGAAUCAAUCAACUCCAUGGUCCAUGUGGUUUAUAUGUCGAUGAUGAUCAAACUAUUUAUGUCGCUGAUAUGUCAAAUCACCGUAUUGUGGAAUGGAAAUGUGGUGCAACGACUGGCCAAGUGGUUGCCGGUGGAAAUGGAGCUCAUCAAUUAAACUGCCCAUACGAUGUGAUUAUCGACAAAGAGAGAGAUAGUCUCAUUAUCUCCGAUUACAAUAAUAAAAGAGUAGUUCGAUGGCCUCGUCGAAAUGGUACCAGUGGAGAAACUAUCAUUUCAAAUAUUGGUUGCGUCGGUUUGACAAUGGAUGAGAAUGGAUCUCUCUAUGUCGUUGACUAUGGAAAACAUGAAGUGAGACGAUAUCGAAUUGGUGACACUGAAGGAAUGGUGGUUGCAGGUGGCAAUGGACAAGGAAAUCGUCUUGAUCAACUCUCCGAUCCCCGAUACGUAUUUGUCGAUCGAGAUCAUUCAGUGUACGUGUCCGACUUUAACAAUCAUCGUGUAAUGAAGUGGGAAGAAGGUGCAAAACAAGGCAUUGUCGUAGCCGGUAGUCAAGGAGCUGGAAAUAGUCUUACACAAUUAUACAAUCCUAUGGGAGUCGUUGUCGAUCAAUUGGACACUGUCUAUGUAGCUGAUUAUGCGAAUCAUCGAGUCAUGCAUUGGUCAAAAGGAGCCACACAGGGAAGUGUCGUUGUUGGUGGAAAUGGCCAAGGAGCACAGUCGAAUCAACUCAGUUAUCCCAUGGGUUUAUCAUUCGAUCGACAUGGCAAUCUCUAUGUCGCCGAGUACAACAAUCGUCGAGUACAAAAAUUUAAUAUCGAAUAA
Messenger RNA from Rotaria sordida, 960 nucleotides. NCBI's taxonomy places the organism in Eukaryota, Metazoa, Rotifera, Eurotatoria, Philodinida, Philodinidae. The record is from the annotation of a GenBank genome assembly.